Messenger RNA from Rotaria sp. Silwood1, 693 nucleotides. The record is from the annotation of a GenBank genome assembly. Lineage: Eukaryota; Metazoa; Rotifera; Eurotatoria; Philodinida; Philodinidae.
AUGACAAGCAUUUUCUCUCGAGUUCGUCUCUGUUUUAUUCGUCAUGGAGAAUCAGAAGCUAAUAUACAAACAAUUUAUAUAGGUGGUCAAACUGUUUCAUGUCCAUUAACUGAAAAAGGACAAGAACAAGCUUUUCUAUUAGGCAAACGUUUACAAUAUGAAAAUAUGAAAUUUGAUUAUUAUUUCUGUUCAACAGCUGUUCGAGCAAAACAAACAGCAGAUAUUGCUUUAGAAACAAUGAAUAUUGAUAAGUCAAAAUUAAUUCUAUCAACUGAACUUUUAGAACAAUCACAAGGAUCAUGGGAAGGAUUAUAUCGUCGAGAAUGUUAUACAGAUGAAAUUAUGCAAAAAAUGAAAGAAUUACAUAUAGAUUUUUCUAGUCCAGAUGGUGAAUCAAUACGAAUGGUACAAAAACGAGCUAUUGCAUUUUUAGAACCUUAUAUUGAACAAGCUAAAAAACAAAGUAUAGAAGAAAAUCGAGAAAUAUCAAUUAUUAUUUUUACACAUGCGAAUUUAAUUCGAGCUGUAAUACAAUAUUAUACUGAAAGUAAUCCAAAAUAUACAUGGCUUAUUGGACAAUAUAAUACAUCAAUAAGUGAAAUUCUUUUUAAUCAACAUGGAAUAUCAUUAGUUAAAGUUAAUGAUAUUGGUCAUUUAAAGUUUUUAAUACCAGAAUCAUCAGAAAAUAAUUAA